AUCAUCAUUCAUUUCAUUGUGCACCACCAACCCAACCCAUCCCAGACACAGAAACUCAGAGUAAUCCGGCCGGGUUCCAUUCCAUGGCGUCUCUGCUUCUCAAAGGCAUGCACAAGCGGCUGGGCCUGCCCUCCAUCACCAUCUCCUGCUCCUCCGCCGCCGCCACCAACAUCAUCGCAUCAACCACCACCAGCAACGGCGUCGGCAGCAGCAGCGGCCGGGCCAUCGACCGCCACUCGCCGCGCCUCCGUGACCCACACCGCUCCUCCACCUCCAAGCCGCCAAGGCCAAGCACCAGCACCAGCACCAAAGACUCGGCGUCCUCCGGCGACUCCAAGCAGCAGCACGGCCACGGCAACAAGAAAAAGAAGAAGAGCACCACCGCUGCUGCUGGGACUAAAUCUUCAGAGAAGAGGCUGGUAAGCCCGGCGACGUCGUCCAGGUUCCUCCUCAACUCCUCCCGCCUGCAGUCCGACGACCUCGACGUCCUCGCGCUUUCCCCGCCGCCGCCGCCGUCGUUCAUCGACGUGUUCCCCGGCGGCGAAGCGAAGCCGCCGUCCUUCAUCGACGCGUUCCCCGGCGACGCCUCGCUCCCUCUUUCCUUCGCCAAGGAGGCACCGUCGCCGCUACAGCAAGCAGAGACCUCCUCGUCCUCCUCCUCUGCUUCGUCGUCGUCGGAGAUCACGGCCGUCCAAGAAGAGGAGCAGCAGAAGGCGGUGGUGCUGGCGCGGUCGUCCACGACCACGGAGAGAAGAACGACGCAGGUGGUGGUGCUUCGGGUGUCGCUGCACUGCAAGGGGUGCGCGGGCAAGGUGAAGAAGCACAUCGCCAAGAUGGAGGGCGUGACGUCGUUCGACAUCGACAUCCCCAGCAAGAAGGUGACGGUGGUCGGUGACGUGACGCCGUUGGGCGUGCUCACCAGCGUCUCCAAGGUGAAGCCCGCGCAGUUCUGGCCGUCGCCGCCGCGCCCGCCCCGCGCAUCCGCCUCCUUCUGAACGCGCCAGCGAUCUCUGCUCUCUCUGAAUCACAGCAUGACGAUUAGCAGAGCAUAGCUACCCAUCAUGAGUGUUUGUCUCGCAAAUAUGGCCAAUCCUAACGCUUUGCGCGCGCAACGUGAAUCCUCGUCGUUGCUGCUUCAUGUGGAUGCGAGCACCUUGCAUGUGCCUGGCUCUUUUCCCUCUCUCUUCCUGCACACGCACACAUGCAUGUCUUACAUCAACACAUGCAUGCCUACUUUAUCUUUCCUCUCUCCUCUAAUUCCAUCACAUUUCAUUUUGUCUUGACAAUUUAGAUGGUUUAUAUCUUUAAAACCAUAAUUGCGUUUUUGAAACUUUUUACAUAUUUGAACUCGUGGCGUCAGAUCAGUUUUGGAUAAAGUUGAAACACAUUUUUGUUUGAAACAGUGAAGAACUUUCUGAAUAGUGGGUUUGCACUUUAUUAGAAAUGUUAAAGAACUUUCCUAGAAAUUUUAUCCGAACCAAAGAACUUUGUUAACACCUUGUCUGAACUUUGCCAUAAAAAUCAGAAGAACUUUAUAUACACAGUGUGAUUUUUAGUUCAUGAUGGGUUAAAAAAAAGGAAUCUCCAGAAUAUCAAUUUGUAUGCCAGAUCUUAAUUAGCAUCCACAUAGGUUAGACACACAACUAAAAAGAAUUGUAGUCUAGUAUUGCCGCCCAGAACGUCAUCAAUGCAGCGCUUGUGACAAAGAAUAUAAAGGGCUGUACCAUGCAUUGCAUGGCUGACACAGUGGUGCGCCUCAUCGAUUGGACACCACGCUUGAUGAGCGGCAGCGAUUCGAGUUGUGCGCGCAUAUAGUUAGGAAAAAUCCAUGUCCUUUGUCUCACCACGUACGUACGUCAGGCUUUCUGCAGCUCUAUCUUUCAUCCUUUUUUAUUCCUUGAAAGAAAAGAAACGGCACCGAUGCUACAGUGACUGUACUGAUAUACUCUCUCCGUCCCAAAAUAAGUGUCUGUACUAAGCUUGAGACACUUAUUUUGAGACGGAGGGAGUAGUAUAUUUUUACCUUUGCUCUGCUUUCUUGUCUGAAUUUCAAAACAAAGCAUAUACUAGUCUAGUCGGUCAUGCACUCAAAAUAUCGAGAUUCGAGAGACAAGAAAGGGGGAAAUUAAAGUUGAGUGGAGAAGAAAGUGUAGAAUCAAACUUAGCCCGGUGGUGCCUGUUUGUCAUUGUUUAGUAACAUUUCGAUUCUAUUCGGGUGGACGACAUGGAUGGGUCUCACAAAGAUGACUGCCAGUAUCACAUUUUUCUUUUCGAUUAUACAUACAUUGUUAUUCUCCAUCGAGCACUAGCAGCAGCACAAGUGCAAAAGCCAAGAUAUCCAUCCCUCUAAGUUGAUUGAUAUCCAUCAUUAGCCGCCAUGUAGCAGUACAUCAACAGCAGUGAAAGAGCAAUUGGAAGCUUGGACGUCAACAUUCUUUAUAUGUUACUCUGAUCAGGUAAAGAAAACAACUUGUUUGGCCGUAUGCAUCGUUCUGAUGCAGAGGCCGGGGAGCCCCCCUUUUCGGAAAAAAACAAAACAACUUGUUUCCCUAUCACAGAGAUCGAUAGGGGGGAAUUCAUUGUUAUUAGAGAUUUUAGUUGGUUUGGGUGGAGGUGUCAUGAUUCAUAUGAUAAGAUCGAUCCAUCGACCAGCAAAAUCAAGCCCAGAUAAGAUAGGUCGAAAGCCAAAAUAUAUAUGAGUAUAUGACCCUUCUUUGCAUAGUUGUAUAUACACACUCAAAAAGCUCAUCUGCUCUAAACUACGGAGUACCUUGCUGUCAAAGCGACUUGAUAAGAUAAUACAGAGAAAACAACAACACUCGGCACUCAGAAGGCUCCAUCCAUCCAUCGGCAGCUUCCGCAUGGUUUCCUACUUCGCUGCAAACAUAACAAAAAACAACA
Molecule: messenger RNA, 2901 nt
Organism: Triticum aestivum (bread wheat)
Lineage: Eukaryota; Viridiplantae; Streptophyta; Magnoliopsida; Poales; Poaceae
Product: protein SODIUM POTASSIUM ROOT DEFECTIVE 3
Exons: 1
Coding region: 84-995 (303 amino acids)
Molecular function (GO): metal ion binding
Source: RefSeq, a predicted model, not a curated record